Molecule: messenger RNA, 1575 nt
Organism: Andrographis paniculata
Lineage: Eukaryota; Viridiplantae; Streptophyta; Magnoliopsida; Lamiales; Acanthaceae
Product: nucleosome assembly protein 1;2
Exons: 12
Coding region: 138-1250 (370 amino acids)
Biological process (GO): nucleosome assembly
Cellular component (GO): chromatin; nucleus
Molecular function (GO): histone binding; chromatin binding
Source: RefSeq, a predicted model, not a curated record
UGCUUCGGCUGCCUUUUCCUUUUUCAUCCCUCUUUCAAUUCCCCCUUUCGUCACUCUUCUCUCUAUAGCCUACUCCGUUAGGGUUUUGUGCUUUUGAAUCCAUCUGUUAGGGUUCUUUUUGGUCGGCGGACGAGAGAAUGGGCAGCAACAAGGACAACUUCGACGUUUCCGAUCUCACCGCUGCCUUGAAUGCGGGGGACAGAGCCGAGCUUGUUAAUGCUCUCAAGGAUAAGCUUCAGGAUCUCGCUGGUAAGCACUCGGAUGUGCUCGAGCAUCUGUCUCCCACUGUCAGGAAGAGAGUUGAUGUGCUGAGGGAAGUUCAGUCUCAACAUGAUGAUUUGGAGGCAAAGUUUUUCGAGGAGAGAGCAGCUCUUGAGGCUAAAUACCAGAAAUUGUAUCAACCUCUUUACGUGAAGAGAUAUGAGAUUGUGAAUGGUGUGGCCGAGGUGGAAGGAGCUGCUCCAACAAGUGAUGAAGACAAAGAUGAGAAGGGUGUGCCUGAUUUUUGGCUCAUUGCAAUGAAGAAUAAUGAGGUGCUUGCUGAGGAGAUAUCCGAGCGUGAUGAAGCAGCCUUGAAGUUCCUCAAAGAUAUAAAGUGGUCCAGAAUUGAUAACCCCAAAGGAUUCAAGCUUGAUUUUUACUUCGAAACUAAUCCAUUCUUUAAAAACACCGUUCUCACCAAAACUUAUCACAUGAUUGAUGAAGAUGAACCCAUCCUGGAGAAAGCAAUCGGGACUGAGAUCGAGUGGUAUCCUGGAAAAUGUUUGACCCAAAAGAUUCUUAAGAAGAAGCCAAAAAAGGGGUCGAAAAAUGCUAAGCCGAUUACCAAGACUGAACAGUGUGAAAGCUUCUUCAAUUUCUUCAGUCCUCCUCAAGUUCCAGAUGAGGAAGAGGAUAUUGAUGAGGAUGCCGCCGAAGAACUCCAAAAUUUGAUGGAACAAGAUUAUGAUGUUGGGUCGACCAUAAGAGACAAAAUCAUCCCUCAUGCAGUUUCAUGGUUUACUGGUGAGGCUGCUCAAGACGAGUAUGGUGAUGUGGGCGAUGACGAAGACGAUGAACUCGAUGAAGACGACGAUGAAGAUGAGGAUGAUGAGGAAGAAGAUGAGGAGGAUGAUGAAGAUGACGACGAUCAGGAAGAAGUUGUGACGAAAUCCAAAAAGAAGCCAUCAGUCGUGCGCAAGAAAACUGCAAACGCACCUUCCGGCGACGGACAGCAGGGCGAGAGGCCUCCGGAGUGCAAGCAACAGUGAAAACGUGGAUUGAUCAUCAGGUAUUCUAUGAUUGGAAAUCGUCAUUAAAAAGUCCAUCCGUGUAUCUAGAGACGGUGUUUUGAAGUCUUUUGUCGCUCUCCUUAAGUUGAUUUGUUCUCGGUAAAAAAAAAGGAUUAUUAAAAUAGAUUGUUGCCAUUGCUGUGUUAAUUUUCGUGCUUGCUGGUUGGGUCUUCUUCUGUUGUUUAUUGGAGAGAGUAUGCCUAUAAAUUUUGUCCAUUUAUGAUUUUGCUGUUUCUAUUUCCAGCCUUCGUUAUUUGAACAUGUUACUGUCGAGUUCUUAUUGAAAAUUCUUUGGUUUGGUUCU